AUGAAUGCAAACUCCGGUGCAGUUCCCGAUGCGUGGGAGGAUUCAUGGGAAAGCCAAGCCGAUAAACUCGACUCCAAGCCUACCCCGCCGGCCGAGAAGAAAGUCUCAUCCAAGGUGACCAAGGCGCAACGCAGAGCGGAACAGGCAGAGUUCAAUCGUCAGCUAUGGGCUGAAGCCGAAUCCACAGAAACAUUCCACUUCGUUGAAGCGCGCGCGGAUGUUCCCCUUAAGCAAGACUUCAAGCCCGCAGUUACAUUACUGAGUCGGAAACCUCAGCUCGUGACAAGAAAUCCAUCAUCCUCGAGAACAAUUGGUGCCACAACGGCUGGACUUGGCCGACUCGGACUGGACGAUGAUGAUGACUCGGACGAGGAACCCAAACCGCCCCAGCCAACACCCGAGGAGCGCCAUGCUAUUGCGCUAAAGAAUCGGGAAGAGAAGCAGCGGAAGUACGAAGAAGUGCGCGAACGUCUGUUCGGAAGCCCAUCUGCUACAGCUUCGGGCGCCUCAUCGCCCGGCAGUACGACCCCGCCUCGUCAAACUCACACAGGCGAGGGCAGAGCGAGAGGCAAAGGACGUGGCGGCGGAAGAGAUCACCAGAAGAGAGAUUCCUCGUCAGCCUCGAGCAAGUCCUCCAGGCAUCUCUACGAUCCCUCUACUUCGGCCAAGUCAAAUGCACCCUUCCUACAAAGAGGUGGCCGUCCGCAGGUUGAGCGAAGCGGCUCCGACAAUCAAGCUCCACAGCAGCCGAUGCGCAGUCCUCGAGGCCCUGAUGCAAGUGGGAGGGGUGGCUUCAAUUUCAAUCGAGGUGCUCGAACAGGCUAA
This is a messenger RNA of Penicillium mononematosum, 825 nucleotides long. RefSeq lists its product as uncharacterized. The coding region runs from base 1 to 825 and encodes 274 amino acids. The record is from RefSeq and is a predicted model, not a curated record. Lineage: Eukaryota; Fungi; Ascomycota; Eurotiomycetes; Eurotiales; Aspergillaceae. The transcript has 3 exons.